CAGUCUCGCCAGGUCGAUUGGAGUGGAAGUACACCAGCAAGACGCUUUUUUGCCACACGGAGAGAUCUCUUUUGCGCGAUCGUUUCAAAGCUCAAAAUUCAACUUUUUAAAAAAGCGUCGCGUUUUCCAAUCUCUGUGAUAGGAUUUUUUCUCUCUCUCAAAAAGUUCUCUUCACCCCCAAAAAAAAGUUUUUUUUUGGUGGGAAUUUCUUUUUACUCACAUUUUUUGAAAAAGAAAAAAGAAAAGCUCAACAGUGUGUGUGUUACGAGAAAAUUUAAAAGAAAAUCCUGAACUAUCGGAGAUUUUUGUGACUUUACUCGCAAAUAUGCAAUAAACUCAUCGUACCAACGGCAUUUUAUGCUGUACCUUUUUGCCUGAAAAAGGAAGAAAAGUUAUCCUGAACAGCAUAAUUAGAGUGAAAUAUGUUAAUUUGUGCCCAAUUAGUGUGACAGAUACUGUGUGGAUUUUAUUGAUCAAAUGAUCGCGAUAAGAGAGGAAAUAAUUGAGAAGUAAAUGCAAUUUUCAAGCAGAGAUCACUAAACGAUCACCAAAAAGACACUAUAGAGAUAUCAAAGGGACAAAAUCUUGAACUUCAUCGUAUUUUCAACUAAAAAAAAAAAUGAAGACCUAGCCCAAGAACUGUGAGUGAUCGUGAAGAGAACCCAUAAAGGAAGGCACCAAGAAAACUGUGUCACCACAAGCGUGGGGAACAUUGCUGGAAGAAAGUUUGUGAAGAUAUCGCAAAUUACAAAUUCCACACACAAUUUUUUUCUUCUUCUUUUCAAGCCCCAGCAUGAAUGAUUGUGAUAAAGCGUAGUGCAACUGCGGUAGAACUGAUAUCAAACUGAUAAGAAAUAAAAAAGCUCUCGAAGGAAUCGUCAAAGUUAUUUUUUUUCUCAUUUUAGUUACUUCUCUUCCAAUAUAUUCAAUUCUCAUUCUUAUUCCUUCUUCGCAAAACGAUUUUCUUCGUAUAUUCUUCUGCGUAUAUCUGCCAUCUACGUGAUCGUGGUGCGUAAAGAGGUUUCGCGGAAUAUCAUUUUGACAUACAAGCAAAUUAAUACCAUAUAGAGGCUCUCUCUCCUAAACUUUACGGACUAUUAAAAAAAAUUCUUGUGCGUGUGCAUAAACGAAGAGAUAGACAAGUAGAGAUUGUACUUUAUAAAGUGAUUGGUGGGUGAAUUAAUUUUCUUCUAUCUGCACUCCUUAUUUAAUUCAUCCUCCCCCGUCCUUCAGCGAAGAAUUUAAUCAGAGAGACCUUUUUUCGUGCAUAAAAUCAGUGUGAUCGCAAUCGUCCAGAUGUGGAUGAUCAAGUGAUAUCCGCACCUAUCGCCACCCGCGCACAGCUCUAUAUGGAUACAGUAGGAGAUCAAAUUGUGCCGUCGUCAAAUUUGUGGGUAAUGCAGUCACCAGAACUAGAGUAUCGGCAUGAGCUGAUGGGCCGACUUCACAAAUUGGACACAGACAUUGAACUCGAGGUUGUGCAGCACCACCAGAUUGGCGACUCACCCGAUGCCGGAGGAUCCAGUGCGAUCAGCGGAAGUACCUUUAGCGGGGGACAUCAUCAAAUCUACGAGAGCUAUGGCAGAGAUUUCUUUUUCGGCACCAAAGGCAAAGAGAUCCUCUGCAAUGAGGUGGAUGAUUCCUUCCUACGGCCACCCCUGUGGGAGGAUAUCACGAGUUCCAUACAGAAUAUUGAUCCUGAGAAUGCAAUUAUGCUGGGCACGAUAGCAGGAGCUACACAAGUAAAACUGGAAGCAUCCGAUGAUCACCUGUUGGAGCCUCUAGCGUCCCCCCUUCUCAGUCCGUUGGAGAUAAAAACCGAAAAAACCCACCCGCAGCAGCAUCAGAGUCUCUCGAGUUCAUCUCUGCACCAACCACCCACGGGGCAUCAUACCCAGAAUGGUGGUGCACUCUACCACCUUCCCCCAUCGGGGUAUCCACCACCGCAGCACCCACACCAACCCCAUGGACUGCAGGGGCCACUAAAUGGCUACUUGGGGCCCACGACAAAUGGCAAUCACCCCCACAAUGGUGGCCAUGUUCACAUACCAAAUUCCACACAGGGCAGCUACUACAGCUGGCAGCAGAAUCAUCCACAUGUGAGUAGAGCAUCUGCCGUCACGGUGAUCCCCCUGCCUGAUGGUCCUUGUCUCCCGGUGCAGAACUACCACACAAAGAUGUCGCCGCAGAAUUCGAAUUUCUGUGCACCCAUCUCAAGGCUCAUGUACGUCCCGCCGCUCACACCGCCAAGCUCAGACCCCGGAAGUCCGGGGAACUCCCUGCAGGGCCCCCCGCGCCGAACACCACCGCCACCAUACCUACAGCAAUCGGCACCAUCGCACCCAGUCUCCAUGUCCGGCAAUGCGUCACACACGACGUCGGUACAUGCAUCCACCGGCAGCCAGCAUCCGGCAACACCAAAUGGAAUCCCCAGUGGAGGUGGCGGCAGCCUACCAAACCACAGGAACAGCGCGUCCUCGGCAAUUGUUCUGCAGGGGGCACAAGUGAAGAUUGUUGGCAAAUACAAUCGACGGAAUAAUCCGGAGUUGGAGAAGCGGCGGAUACAUCACUGUGAUUUUCUCGGAUGCGCAAAAGUCUACACAAAAAGUUCACACCUCAAAGCCCAUCAGCGAAUUCACACAGGUGAAAAACCCUACACGUGCCAGUGGCCAGAAUGUGAAUGGAGAUUUGCAAGAUCAGACGAACUUACCCGCCACUACAGGAAGCACACAGGUGCAAAGCCAUUCAAGUGUGUAGUUUGCGAACGCAGCUUUGCCAGGAGUGAUCAUUUGGCGCUCCACAUGAAGAGGCAUUUGCCUAAAAAUAAAUAGGUUUUCCUCCGCAAUGGUAGCACCAGGCGUCUCCACCGACAAACUAUCUUAAUGUUUAAAAAAAAACGUAUGUAAUGACAAGAAAUUUUUAAACUUCUCUCAAUCCUAGGGA
This is a messenger RNA of Lutzomyia longipalpis, 2943 nucleotides long. RefSeq names its product dendritic arbor reduction protein 1 (gene dar1). Gene Ontology annotation, biological process: regulation of transcription by RNA polymerase II. Lineage: Eukaryota; Metazoa; Arthropoda; Insecta; Diptera; Psychodidae. The record is from RefSeq and is a predicted model, not a curated record. Gene Ontology annotation, molecular function: DNA-binding transcription factor activity, RNA polymerase II-specific; RNA polymerase II cis-regulatory region sequence-specific DNA binding. The coding region runs from base 1350 to 2831 and encodes 493 amino acids. The transcript has 5 exons.